CAAAUACUGUCUCUCGACGACAGCAAAAAAAAUAUUCAGAGAUAUUUCUAGGGUUUCUACACCAACAGAGACACUAAAAAAAAGAGAGAAAGAAAUGUCUGGAAAGGAAGAGAAUCGAAUAUUUGUUGGAGGUUUGUCAUGGGACAUCACUGAACGACAGCUCGAAAAUGCGUUUGAUCGAUUUGGAAAAAUCGUCGAGUGUCAGAUUAAAUUGGUCGGAUCCUUAUUUUAAUUUUGCAAGCAAGGGCUCAGCAGUGGUCUCGGGAUGUGUGGAUUGUUGAAGUUAAAAUACAGGUUUUUUUAAAAAUUCCUAUCGGGGUAAAGAGUUGUUUUUUGAGGAAUGAUAUGACAGUUGGAAAAGUUGGGAAUGGACAUGAUUGUUUGGUUAAGCGAUUCAUUGGCUUUGACAGUUGCUGUUGCCUGGAUUCGUGGAUGAUGUACUGGGGAGUCUAACUGAAAUUUCAUGAACACAAAGAGCUUAAUUUUUUUGAGGAUCACAUACAUUCUCUUUCAGCUGGUUUUUCCUUGUUAGUUGAACCAGAACAGUACAAAGGUUAUGUGGGAAGAUUUUUCAAGCUGGAAGCUUGUCUCUGUGGUUCUUCCUUGGAUGUUUAUUGGUGUGGAUUUUAUGUCAUUAUGCUUUCCUUCUCUGAGAAUCUUGAUGGUUACAAAGUGCCAUGAAUGUCGUUCUGCAGUAUAGCGUAUGAGGAAUUUUUUUAGGACUUCUAUGUCAUCGUGUUUCUUUGCCACACUUGACUUUCCCUACACUGAUAAUCAGAAGUUCUGCAUCCCUUAUGCUUGACCUCUUUGUUAUAGACAGCAUGCACGAACUUCGAUUUUGGCAUGUACUUUGGGUGAUAUUGUAUCUGUGGUUUCCCAGGAAUAGAAAGCUAGUUCUGGCUUAUCAUGCUCGAUGUUGCAGCUCGUUUGAAGCAGUUAAAGCUGUCUCUUUCUGCUUGAAAGUGAAUCCUUUAGAAUGCUAGUCCUGUUUGAAUUAAGGUUCCUGCUUUUCAUCCUCGCAUUUAGUCCUCAUCUUUGAACUUUAACCAGCUUCUUGCUUAUUUCCUAUAACAAUAUUUCUGUUGGUGGACUCAAUAUUCCAGAUAAGUUUUCAGAGCAUGGAUAUGGCUCAUAAACAUUGAUUAAAUUGCACACUGCACCCUGCACUCCAGCAUUUGUAGGUCACCCUGUUCGUUGCCUUGUUUGUCGGUGGAUCCUUAGCAAUUGCUUUUGUCUGUUGGGAGCCUCAGGAGCCAUAAGUUGUAUUUAUUGUUUUGAUGUAGCGGAACUUGCAGAGGACAGAUUCAGUGUCGUCUCAGCAAUACAGAAUUGGGUGCCUCGUAGCUUUUCAGUGGCUGUUUUGUUAAUUUAAAAACUGCCUUUACCAGUUAGAAGCAAGGCUAUCUGUUCUUGGAAACUGAAAAUGCUGAUAUGUGGAUCUUGUCAGACCUGCACGUUGAGCAUAUGCAGUUGUUAGCUGCUGGAAUUGUUUUCUUUUUCUCUUUCUCUCUCUUUUCAUAUCCACCAUUCUUUAUCCGCUUUGUAACUGGACAUUGGCUACCAGCUACCACAAGCACUGAAAGUUUUCAGCAUUAACACAAUUGACAGUAGUCUUAGUUUUCUGGUUCAUAAAGCUUUGUCUGAGUGGAUUUGGGCAAUUCAUGACUGCAUAUCUGACUAUGUGAAUCAAGUUCUUUUUGUCCAUUUAUUGUGUGGGCAGAUGCAUUGACAAAUUCAUCGUAUCUUGAUUGCUUAGUUGAGUGGGUUCUUUUGUCAGUUUGCCAACUGAAUGAUGAGCUACCAGAGAAGGAUCCUGAUUGAUGGAAAUUGUCAUGUCCGUUCUGUAUUGAUGAGGAUUGAUUAUUUUGAGAUGUUUGGUUGUGGAUAACUUGGUUUAAUGAUAGCCAUGGAGAUUGAUUACAUUUUGGGGAUUAGGCUGGAACAUGAUCAUGUUCAAUAGAAUACUAGCAUAGAUGACCAUCUUGUGGGAUUUUUGAUGAAGAUUGAUGCAUUCAGGUUUAUGGGAGGGCAUGUGAUGGUUAUUAUGGAACCCCUAUCUUUGAGUGUGGCAAAUAGUGAUCAGAGCUCAACUUACUAGAUAUCAGUUACGGUUUAGAAGAUUCCUCUAUUUUCUUUAAGAACUCUUUGCAAAAUCAAACAUAUUGGGAUCCCUUAGUAUUCCAUAUUACAAAGUGAAAGUGAUGUUGGAGAGAGAUACGGGCCGUCCGCGUGGAUUUGGAUUUAUUACAUUUGCGGAUCGUCGAGCCAUGGACGACGCUAUCAGGGAGAUGCAUGGACGGGACUUUGGUGACCGUGUCAUCUCGGUGAACAAGGCCCAACCUAAAAUGGGAGGGGAUGAUUCAGAUCAUGGCUACAGAGGAGGCUAUUCGACUGGCAGCAGAGGAGGCUAUGGGGGAGGAGACAGGCCUGCUGGACAAGACGAGUGCUUCAAGUGUGGGCGUUCAGGGCAUUGGGCUAGAGAUUGCCCUUCAGCUGGUGCCCGAGGUGGCGGUGGAGGUUUAUUAUCUUCACGUUCUAGGUUUGGAGGAGCUGGAGAUCGUGGGGAUCGUUUUGGUGGAGAUCGUGAUCGAUACAUGGAUGAUCGCUAUGAUGGAGGUCGCUAUGGUGACAGGGAUCGUUUUGAAAGUAGAGACAAGUAUGGGGGGCGUGAUCGCUAUGCUAGUGACAGGUACCCCCCACCCAAUGGAGAUCGAUUUGCUGGAGAUAGGUACAGUGGGUCAGAUCGCUAUGCACAGAAUGGCUAUGGCAAAGACAGGGGCUAUGAUAGGGAUGGUGGUCCCCGAGGGGGCAAUGAUAGGUAUGGAAGUGGAGGGCCAUCACGCAAUGAUAGGAGCUACAAGAACAGGCCAGGACCUUAUGACCGCCCUAGCAGAGGAGGACGCCCAUCUUCCUUUGAGCGGUACUAAUUGGUAGCUUGUGAUCAGUGUCAUCACACUUGUAGGUCUGUCGUAUUUUAUUUAUCCAGUUUGAACAGGCUGUAAUGUCGGGUGGAUGGUAUGUGUUUAAUUCUCUAUCCGGCAAGUGUCAUGUAGGACCGAUGUAAUUGAUAAGAAAUGGCAGCGCUGAUGCUGAUCUGAUUUUUUUU
This is a messenger RNA of Populus nigra (black poplar), 3106 nucleotides long. Its product is annotated as glycine-rich RNA-binding protein RZ1C-like. Bases 2202 to 2927 code for a protein of 241 amino acids. The record is from RefSeq and is a predicted model, not a curated record. Gene Ontology annotation, molecular function: zinc ion binding; RNA binding. The transcript is spliced from 5 exons. Lineage: Eukaryota; Viridiplantae; Streptophyta; Magnoliopsida; Malpighiales; Salicaceae.